CGCCCGUCCGCCGCGCUCCGCGCUCGUCCCGCCCAGGCUGCGCCCAGCUGGAAUGCAGAGAUCGCCGCCCGGCUACGGCGCACAGGACGAACCGCCCGCCCGCCGCGACUGUGCAUGGGCCCCGGGCCCCGGGGCGGUCGCUGAGCCGCGCGGCCUCCCCGCCCCCGCCGCCGCUGCCCCCGCUGCGCCUGCCGCGCCGUCCAGCCCGCCGCGCAGUCCCGAGACGGGGCGCUAUGGCCCCAGCCCGGCCGGCCGCGGGGAGCGCCAGGCGGCUGACGAGUCACGCAUCCGACGGCCCAUGAACGCCUUCAUGGUGUGGGCAAAGGACGAGCGCAAGAGGCUGGCGCAGCAAAACCCGGACCUGCACAACGCGGUUCUGAGCAAGAUGCUGGGCAAGGCGUGGAAGGAGCUGAGCGCCGCGGCGAAGCGGCCCUUCGUGGAGGAGGCCGAGCGGCUGCGCGUGCAGCACCUGCGCGACCACCCCAACUACAAGUACCGUCCGCGCCGCAAGAAGCAGGCCCGCAAGGCCCGGCGGCUGGAGCCCGGCCUCCUGCUCCCGGGCCUAGCCCAGCCUCCCGAGCCCUUCCCCACGGCGCCCGGCCCGGCCCGCGCCUUCCGUGAGCUACCACCGCUGGGCGCCGAGCUGGACGGCCUGGGGCUGCCCACGCCUGAGCGCUCGCCACUGGACGGCCUGGAGACGGGAGAGGAUGCCUUCUUCCCGCCGCCCCCCGAGGACUGCGCGCUGCGGCCCUUCCACGCGCCCUACGCUUCCGCCGAGUUGUCCCGGGACCUAGGCGGCUGCUACGCGGCGCCCCUGGCUGAGGCGUUGCGGACCGCUCCGCCCGCAGCCGGCCUCUACUACAGCGCCCUGGGCGCGCCCGGCCCGGCGCCAUACCCCGGGCCGUUGUCGCCGCCGCCAGAGCCCCCGCCGCUGGAGGGCGCCGCCGAGCCGCUAGGGCCGGCCGCCGAGCUGUGGGCCGACGUGGACCUCACCGAGUUCGACCAGUACCUCAACUGCAACCGGACUCGGCCCGAUGCCACUGCGCUUCCGUAUCACGUGGCGCUGGCCAAGCUGGGCCCGCGAGCCAUGUCCUGCCCCGAGGAAAGCAGCCUGAUCUCGGCGCUGUCCGACGCCAGCAGCGCGGUGUACUACAGCGCCUGCAUCUCCGGAUAGGCCGCCACCCGGCCUUGUCUGCACUGCGCUUCGCCCGCCGCCGCCGCCGCCGCUGCGUCGCCGUGUAUCCCUGCUAUUUUUCUAUCGCGGGUGUACAUCGCGGCUCCACGUGCCAAACCCGCGGCAACGCACAAGUCGCCAGAACCCGCUGGCGGCCUUGCGCCCAUUCUGCCUCCCUUAAUCCCUUUUCUGUGCUACUCGGCCACCGCCCGCAGGGCAUCAGCAAGGGUGUGUGGGACUCCUCCCGGGUUUUUCCAGGAAGCCCAGGCCUGGGACAUGUUGGUCCAUCUGCCAGGGUUACGUUUUUCAAGUGCAUAAUCCUUUUUCUGCCGUGCGUUUUCUAGAACCAGACUGUUUUUUACUUUUUUUUAAUAUGCAUAAUACAAUAUAUUUAAUUUUUAGUUAAACUUUUAACCAUUUUCCCCCAAGGGGUUUACGGUGACCAGAAGCAUCAAUGUAGCAAAGGGUUUUUAACGUGAGGAUUAACAACGUCUGUUCUGUAAGGAGUAACCUGGAGCUGGGAUCCCCUGAUGGCUCCCUCCCUUGAGGUUCCCUUGGCCAGGCGAGGCCACAAUAAAGUGCCUCCGCCUUCCCUCUG
Molecule: messenger RNA, 1772 nt
Organism: Loxodonta africana (African savanna elephant)
Lineage: Eukaryota; Metazoa; Chordata; Mammalia; Proboscidea; Elephantidae
Gene: SOX18
Product: SRY-box transcription factor 18
Exons: 2
Coding region: 53-1174 (373 amino acids)
Biological process (GO): positive regulation of transcription by RNA polymerase II; angiogenesis; lymphangiogenesis
Molecular function (GO): DNA-binding transcription factor activity, RNA polymerase II-specific; RNA polymerase II cis-regulatory region sequence-specific DNA binding
Source: RefSeq, a predicted model, not a curated record